AUGCCCCCGGCCCAGGGCGAGGACGGAGUGCAGGCUUGCCUCACCCCCGGGCAGCGGCCCGCUGUGCCCACGACGCCCCUCCGAGGUCAGUGCCUGCUGAGGAGGCGGUGUCACGUCGCGCUGUCCAGACGGCGGCAGGACCAGCAAAUCCUGCGGCCAGGGGUCACAAAUCGGUACUUCCAGGAUUGGUCUGCUCUACAGAUAUAUUUUUUGUUUUUAUGCCUUUCAGUUCUUGCCCAAAGAGGUUACUUCAAAGACAAAGCUUUUGUUAAUUAUCUUAAGUACUUGCUUUACUGGAAAGAACCAGAAUAUGCCAAGUAUCUAAAGUACCCGCAGUGUCUGCACAUGCUCGAGCUGCUGCAGUACGAGCACUUCCGCAAGGAGCUGGUGAGCGCACAGUGCGCCAAGUUCAUCGACGAGCAGCAGAUCCUGCACUGGCAGCACUACUCCCGGAAGCGGAUGCGCCUCCAGCAGGCCCUGGCGGAGCAGCAGCAGCAGAACCACGCGGCGGGCAAGUGAGAGGCCGCCCCGGCGCCUCCUGACGCGGGGCCCCCUGCGGGGGGCGGCGCCCAGAACUGGAGCGGGCCCUGUGGUCCAACUCACUUUUUAUUGUUAAUAGGUCACUUCUGUCCAACCAGAAUUAUUCUCCUGUGGAUUUGUAAGUUAUUAUUAGUACUUAACCAACUGAAUAAAAACAGAUCAGGUGCUUUAAAUCA
Molecule: messenger RNA, 716 nt
Organism: Suricata suricatta (meerkat)
Lineage: Eukaryota; Metazoa; Chordata; Mammalia; Carnivora; Herpestidae
Gene: MED31
Product: mediator complex subunit 31
Exons: 4
Coding region: 1-519 (172 amino acids)
Biological process (GO): regulation of transcription by RNA polymerase II
Cellular component (GO): core mediator complex; mediator complex
Molecular function (GO): transcription coregulator activity
Source: RefSeq, a predicted model, not a curated record